AUGGUGACACUUGGUGACACCCAAACAGCCGACGCUGCUAGCAGCACCAUGGAGAAUAAGAAAGAUAUCUUCGAGGAUGCCAGCGACAGUGAGCAAACUGGAUUGUCAGAGCAGGCCGAUCCCGAAGCCGAAUAUCCACGGGGCUUAAAACUAGUCCUGCUUGCUGGCGCGUCAGUUAUGGGCGUUUUUCUAAUCUCUCUGGAUCAGACAAUUGUUGGAACCGCGGUCCCCAAGAUCACUGAUGAGUUUCAUGGACUUUACGAUGUAUCUUGGUAUUCCGCCGCGUACUUCAUGACCUUCGGUGGUCUAGAGGCUACGUGGGGAAAGGCCUUCAAGUACUUCGACCUCAAAUACACUUUCAUCGUUUCAAUGGUGAUAUUUGAGAUUGGAAGUUUGAUUUGCGGUGUUGCCCCAACUUCCAAGGCCUUGAUCGUCGGUCGAGCCAUUGCUGGCUGGGGUGGUGCUGGAAUCUCAGUGGGAGGCACCAGUAUCGUUGCCUUUAGUACUCCACCGAGAACCCGACCGAUCAUGAUGGGCAUUAUUGGACUCACCUAUGGUCUUGCUGCUGUUCUUGGACCUUUGAUAGGAGGUGCCUUCACAGAGAGUGUCACUUGGCGGUGGUGUUUCUAUAUCAAUCUGCCGAUUGGGGGUCUCGCUGCUGGCCUAGUACUUAUCUUUUUCCACCUUCCAGCAGCUGCAAAGCCCCCAAAGGUGAGCCUCAAAGAAAAGCUAUUACAACUGGAUCCAUUUGGCGUGGUAUUGGCCAUGGCCACGAUCAUCUGCUUCCUCCUCGCCCUUCAGUAUGGCGGCAACACUUUACCCUGGAAAAGCGGCAAGGUUAUUGGAUUACUAGUCGGAUUUGGUCUCCUAACAAUUGCCCUUAUUGCCUGGGAGAUCUAUCUCGGCGAGUAUGCGAUGCUACAGCCACGACUAUUCAAACAACGGUCAUUAUGGAGUGUCGCCCCGUAUCAAUUUUUCUUUAUGGGUACCCUCAUUCUGUUGCUUUACCAGCUGCCCAUCUACUUCCAAAGCGUCAAAGGUGCCAGCCCAAUCGAGUCUGGUGUCGACAACCUUCCGAUGGUCAUUGCGGUGGGCAUCUUCUGCGUUAUUGGAGGUAUAGUUGUCUCGAAGACUGGCCACGCAGCUCCGACGAUGCUGGUUGGCUCGGCAAUUGCCACGGUAGCAAUUGGCCUGCUCUGCACUCUGGAUAUCGACACCUCAGUUGGAAAGUGGAUUGGGUUCCAAAUUCUGGCUGGAUCUGCCAUCGCCUUCUCCGUCCAGAACGGCCUAAAUAUUGCGCAAGCCAAUGUCGGUGCAGAAGAUAUCUCGGCCGUCACAGCGAACCUCUAUUUCUUCCAGACAGUCGGAGGUGCAUUCACCACCGCAUCAGGGCAAGUCGCAUUCAUCAACCAACUGUUAGCCCAUUUACCCGUCAGCGCCCCUCAAGUGGAUCCAGAGCUAGUGAGUUCAACAGGUGCUGCGCAGCUUCGAGAUGUGUUUGGUCCGGAUGAUCUUCCUGGAAUUCUUGUUGCGUAUAUGCAAGGACUCAAAACCGCCUUUGCGGUUGCAACCGCUCUGGCUGGUUGUGCCUUUUUGUCUACGUUCAUCAUUCCCUGGAGCAAGCUUCCAACCCACACAGCCGACAAGGAUGAUGAUAAGAUGCCUCCUAUGAUGAUGGCUUGA
This is a messenger RNA of Penicillium coprophilum, 1683 nucleotides long. Its product is annotated as MDR family MFS transporter. NCBI's taxonomy places the organism in Eukaryota, Fungi, Ascomycota, Eurotiomycetes, Eurotiales, Aspergillaceae. Gene Ontology annotation, biological process: transmembrane transport. Gene Ontology annotation, molecular function: transmembrane transporter activity. The record is from RefSeq and is a predicted model, not a curated record. Bases 1 to 1683 code for a protein of 560 amino acids. The transcript is spliced from 3 exons.